This is a messenger RNA of Carassius auratus (goldfish), 6898 nucleotides long. Its product is annotated as transmembrane protein 132E. Bases 1045 to 4254 code for a protein of 1069 amino acids. NCBI's taxonomy places the organism in Eukaryota, Metazoa, Chordata, Actinopteri, Cypriniformes, Cyprinidae. The transcript is spliced from 9 exons. The record is from RefSeq and is a predicted model, not a curated record.
GGGUACAGGGAUUCACCCUCUACUGGAAGUCCAGCGGAACGCAACGCGCACUUCACAAACCGUUUGUUGAAACGCAAAGUUAGGCUGUGUGACCUAUAAGGAGGGGUGGUCUUGAAUAAAUCUUUUCUGACGAAGCUCAGCAGUGAAGCCGAACCUCCACUGACUCUUGUUUUACAGACCGGAGCGCUGCAUUGUUAUGAAGGAUACAGCGUUUGUUUUAGUCCUCUAGAGUUUAAAAAUGGGUGCGAUACGCUUCAUACAUUGAUAUCAAUUGUAAAUAUAGCCUAACAGUGUACCAGGAAAGCUUGUCCAGGACUUCAGUUCCUUCUGAGAAGAUUUUCAACUCGUCUCUCGGAAGAAAUCACUUUUUUCCCCCAUCGGAGCGGACAAGUAACGUUAAACGUUUGUUUCCGUGCAUCAAUAGGCGACAAUAUAUAGUAUAACAUCGCAUAACUUCAGGUCGUGUACCUACAUCGAAGAACCGGAUCUCAUCCAUAAAAUACAUUUUGAGCAAAUGUCAAGGUUACUAUAGCGGAAAUCGUAAAUCGCCAUCCAGCUCUAUAAUUAAACGAACCAGCCGUGUGUCCGCUGUUUGUGUCUGAUACCUCUCAAACUAACAAGCUCGUGGACGACAUUGGUAUUGUGCUGUUGUGAUACCGUUGCUGGCGUUUCACGCUUUCACGGGAUUACAGUUUGAACUACACUCUCCUAAAGGACGAAAACGACUGUCUUGCAUGUCGUGUGGAUUACUGAGAGAGACAUAGGGAAUCGAGACACCUGAGCCGGAGAGCUACCUGUAACUUUUCUCUCUCGAAAGCUCUUCAUUGCGCCUUCGGUCGCUGGUUGACACGGUCUUUUUUAUUGAACUCUUAACUGGUUUGGUAUAAUGGACGUGACAGCUCUAGAUAAAGUUCACCAGCAUCACAAUCCAACAGAUUCUCGUUGGGAAUUCGUCGCUGGACUGUAGACGUCGGUCGGGAGAUAUUUUGGAGGAGCGCUGUUGUUUAUCAUAAGAAACGGGAUUUAAUCGUGGAAACUACUACCAUGUCCGUUAUACGCUCUUGGAUGGAAACUCUGUUGCUGUAUAUAUUAAUUUCGGAAGUUGCUGGUAAAGUUUCUCCUACCAGUUCAGAUGCCCUCUUCACUGUCCCGGUUCCUAGUACCACCUCCAGCCCACCAGAGGUUUACCUCCCUGCCAACUUUAAGCUCUCCAACACACAGUUGGCCUUCUUUCUCCAAGAGAACAGAGUUCAACCAUAUAACAGCCAACAUGGACACCCUCUUCAGCGUUCAGAAAGCUUUGUGGUCUUCCAGACUAAGGAGCUUCCUGCAAUCAACAUCUCACUUGGACCUUUCACCCAAGACCAGACGUUGUCCAAGGACCUACUGCAGCCGUCAAGUCCUUUGGACAUUCCUGGAAGACUGACAGUCAACUGGAAGGUCCGGGCUUUUAUUGUACAAUCGAGAGUUUUUGCUAGUAACCCACUGGUUCGGGUUCUGUUCUAUAUUGCAGGACGGGAUUGGGAUGACUUCCAGUUUCAGGACAAGCUUCCAUGUGUGAGACUGCAUGCUUUUAGAGAUGUUCGGGAAAUCAAAACAUCCUGCAGACUUCAAGGGAAUCUAGCGCAGUGCUUGGCCCAACUGGAUCUCCCUUCCACUUGGUUUAAUGUUAAUGUAGCGCCUUUGGGUCGCAGAAAGUCCUCAGGGACAGAUGGGCUUGAGUUGAGUGGAGAGACCCUUCAAGUGGAGCUUUACUAUACCCUCCAUGAUCCAGACAGCAAUGAUGAAUGUGGGGAUAGCUACCCACGCAGAGGAGGGGCAUCCAGAGGGGAGAACUCAUCCCAACAACCCCUUCUCCGUAUUGGGAGCAUCAGUUUGUACCAGCCCAGCCAGGAACAACUGGUGGUAGACAAGCAGCUCGACAAGAACCUCUUUCUGAGGCUACCAGAGAGGCCAUUGAAACCAGGAGAGACCCUCAACAUCUACCUGCUCCUGGUCCCAAAUUCUACUGUGGAGCAGUUUACACUCAAGGUGAAAGCAAAGAAAGGGGUGAACCUCCUUAGCACCAAGUCGAGGAGUAACCAAUGGAAGGUUGAAUGGGAUGUUCAAUCCGGGGCCAAACACUCCAUUGCAACCGUGGAAGCCAGCAAGAUCAGUGGAGUCCCUGGGGACAUGGCUGCCAGCAUCGAAAUUAUGCAGCUAGACUUUGAGAUGGAGAACUUCACCAGUCUAUCAGUCACCAGAAGAAUCAACUGGAAUAUUGAUUACAGGGGCCAGAAUCCAGCCUCGGACGCAGAAAAGGUGGUCACAGAGCUGACGGUUGUGCAGAAGGACAUCCAAGCCAUCAUUCCACUUUUAAUGGACACUGAGAUUAUCAACACGGCAGUUCUUACUGGCCGAACUGUGGCCAUCCCUGUCAAGGUGGUUUCCAUAGAGCUGAACGGAGCAGUCACUGAUGUGCAAUCCCCUUUGAAGUGCAGUUCAUUCAAUGAGGACAUUGUCAAGGUGUCCGCGAGCUGUGAAUAUGUGUAUGUGAAUGGAAAAGAGACGCGUGGCUCCAUGAACGCCCGGGUGAUUUUCAGCUAUGAGCACCUGAGUGCCCCUCUUGAGCUCACAGUCUGGGUGCCCAAACUGCCCCUUAAAGUGGAGCUCUCAGACAACAGACUGAGCUUCAUCAAGGGCUGGAGGGUGCCCAUCUUACCCGACCGCAGAACGGCCAGAGACAGCGAUGAUGAUGAUGAUGAUGACCGUAAAGUGAGCAGAGGAUGUACACUGCAGUACCAGAGAGCCCAAGUCAAGGUUCUGACCCAGUUCCACACAACCUCUAGUGAAGGCACAAACCAGAUGAUCACUAUGCUGGGUCCUGACUGGCAAGUGGAUGUGACCGAACUGGUGCAAGACCAUCUGAAGGUGGUGGAUGCCAGGGUGGCUGAGCUGGUGGACAGGACGGUACUCGUGGCCAAUGAGCUUGGAUCAUCCACUCUGAAGGUUGAAUCUCCACUGGCAGUGGAGGCGGUGCUGGGUGAAACGCAGUUCUCUGUGGUAGACGAUAAGGUGUCCAUAGUCGAGCUACGUGUUCAUGCCAUCUCAGGACUGACACUUAAUCUUCAGCCAAGCCCUGGUAACAGCCAUACCAUGGUUGCCAAGGCAACUGGCCUGCAGACUCUCUCAGCUCUUAAGCAGGAGGCCAGUCUGUCCAUCUGGGUUUACUACAGUGACAAUACCGCCGCCCCCCUGAGUAUGUAUGACCCAAAAGACUAUAACCUCAAUGCCACCACAGCAGACGAUAAGGUGGUAACAGUGGCUCAACAACCUCAACAGCGGUGGCCAGUCAUCGUGGCCGAAGGUGAGGGCACAGGAGAGUUAGUGCACGUGGAGAUGACCAUCAGUGAAACCUGCCAGAAGACUAAACGCAAGAGUGUCAUUGCUUCUUCUCCUGUGUUGGUCAAAGUCCGCUUUGGACUAGAUGAGGACUCUGAGGAGGAAGCGGAUACAGUGACUGAAAAAGACACUAGAAUACCUUCCAACACGAGAAGGCCCGCUAUCGAUUCCAACGCAGGUGGUGGAGGGUAUGAGCCAUCUAAUGAGCAGCCUGCGAGUGUGCCCAUUGAUUACUCCAACUUUCCUACAAUAAGCAAUCCAGAGGAACCAACCGAAGAAGACGAGGAGGAUGAUGAGUUUGUGCACAGUCCCCACAGCAUGACCGACCUGGAGAUCGGCAUGUAUGCUCUCCUCGUGGUGUUUUGUUUUGCUAUAAUGGUCUUUCUUAUAAACUGUAUUGUGUUUGUGUUGAAGUAUCGGCAUAAGCGCAUCCCUCCUGAAGGCCAAGCCAACAUGGACCAUUCCCACCACUGGGUGUUCUUGGGUAAUGGGGAACCCCUUCGCACCCAGAGUGAUCUCUCGCCUCAGACGGUAGAGAGCCCCAGCAACACCUUGGAGGCGGUACAGACUUGUUGUCAUGGGGACCACCACAGUAGCGGCAGCUCCCAGACUAGCGUACAAAGCCAAGUCCACGGCCGAGGAGAUGGCAGCUCCGGAGGUUCCACCAAAGACCACGGAGAGGAAGCCAGCUCACCGACCUCCAAACGCAAACGUGUCAAGUUUACCACCUUCACCCUUCCCACUGAGGAUUUACCCUACAACUCUAUCCCCAUUGCCAACGAAGAAGACAUUCAGUGGGUAUGCCAAGACAUGGGCUUUCAGGAUCCAGAGGAACUCCACGACUACAUGCGCAGGAUAAAGGAAAUAGCCUGACCGGGCUAUGUGCUUUCUAAAGACAUUCCUUUCUAUUUUUCUCUCUUAAUUUUCACUCUAGAGGAGGUACUUUUCACAAGAAAAAACAACCAAGGCCUAGUGUCUAGUUUUGUUGGGGUUUUCUGCACAGUGCUGUUUCCCUUACACAUUGACACUUGUACGAACUAAAAAAUAUUCAUGACGCUGCCAAGGAAGCCAAAGACGAGUCUAAGGGAUUCUAGCAAAAAUGGCUUUAGCGGUGUGUAUGAUUGCUGCUCAGCAGAAGGGUGACUGUACAAUCUUUAAGGGAAACAGAAUUUCAGUUGUGAACACUGAUAUCAAAAUGGAUUCCUAAAGUACUCAAUCAUGUGUGGGUCACCCUGCUGUGGAUAUGAUCUUUCUCAGAGGAAUGCCUGGAGUCUUGGCACUGUGUCCAUUGUUGUUUUUCUUCUUCUUCUCUUUUUUAAUUCAACAGAUUCUUCUCCAACAAAGAGGCCUUUGAAGUGCAGAUUCUACUUUUGUCCCAGAUUUGUGUUUAAGAUGGAUCAUUUUCAUGCCAUUGUUGAUGUACCUGACACAGACACUGUCAGAGACGUUCGUGAGAACAUGCCAUGGAUUCUUUCUAUCAGUGUUGGAAAUGUUGAAUGGUUUUAUCCCCCUGCCAUUAUCUUGGUUCAACACAUGCCUUGGUUGCUGAAUUAGUUCUUCCGCUGUCUUUGGUAUUUCAUACUCAUUCUCAAUCUGGAUGCCACCUCUUCUUCUCUCACUGUCUUGGUUAAGUCUAAUGCCUUAUUAAAUGGAUUUCAUUUGUCACAACUUCGCUCUAUGCUGACACCACAUUUGUUCACAUUGGUAUGGGUCAAAGCGGGGCAACUCUAUAGAAGUCUGUAUCUCAGUUAAACAUGUGUCGGCAUGGGAAAGGCAGGAGCUUGUACAUUGUGGAGUUAUCUUCUCCAACAUUCCUCUGCAUGAAUGGAGACUUGGAGGCACAAUUAGCGUUCUUUUUUUUUCUUUUUUUUUUUGUAUAUGUUUGUAUUGUGAGAAUUAUCUAAUCAUACAUAAAUGAUAAUAGAGGACAUAUCAUGUUACCAUGCAUUACAUGCAUGUGCCAGACCCUCCCUCCUGUGUACAUACCAUGUUCAGUACAUAACGACUGCUGAAGCUUAACUCUUGAUUACUCUGUUAGCCUGAGGAAUAGGGAAGGCAGAUGCCAUAUAGGGACCUGGCAGCCAGAUACCUGAAUUUCAGUGAGGCUCUCUUUUCUCGUUCUCUUUUUCUGUAUCUUUACUGAUCUCACCGUGAAUUCCCAUCCAGGCGGUAAUAGAGUUAAGAUCUCUGUUAAGGAUAAAAUGCUAUGCAAACACACUGGAGGGGUUGGUUAUUGUGUUGAAGUAGAUCCUCCCCAGAUAUUGAUAUAGCACCACGGUUACUGUUAUUAAUAUACCAAGAAAUAUCUCAAAGCUAGAUGUAACAUCUGCCACAAUGUAAAUCGCAGGUUUUGGGGUUAGUUUAUUUCUUUUAAAUUUUUGUUAAAGAAAGAAAAUGAGGUAGCACAGUAGAUCAAGCCCGAAAUGUUAAACAUUUACUAGUUUUGAAAGGGGUAAGCUGGUAACAGGUCUAGAACCUUUUUUUUGUGGUGAGGCACAAAAAAAAAUAUCUGUAUUGCUGCUGACCUAUCACAGGUUAGUUUCAGGGUUACAGAUACCCACCCCCCCCCCCCCCCAAGUUUCUUCAGGACAUCAGAAUUCACGCACUGUAUUAACUGUUUGUUUUUCCACUGUGCUGUAUUUCAGACAUGCAGGAUGUACCCAUUACUUUGUUUUAAUAGCUUAUUAGUCAUUUUCCUGUGACUAGGAAGGAACACCUAUAUUUUGUUUCUUUGUUUUAUAGAUUUUAUUAUAACAUAAUUUUUUUAAACUCUAGUUUAAAGUUAAACUUCCUAGUUUAAUCAGGGGUCCUUUGCACUCCAGAUAAGUUACAGAGAACUUGUUACUGACACCUCUCCACCUUUGUCCUCUGAUUUGUAACCUCCUCUGAUGAGUAAACCCUCAGUCAUGAUGUGUGAUGAAAUUAUAUAACAUGUCAAGGGAUUAGGUUUUGAUAGCUGGAGUGUUGGUCAGUGGUUAAGUUUGACACACACUUGACCUUUAUGGAGGCUCAGAACUGAAUGUAAACUUUUAAACUGUCCCUUGAUGAUCAAAAUGAACAUAAUUUCCACUGUCUUCUGUGGAAGUCUUCUGAUGGGGUACGUAAGACUCAAUAUGACUACUAGCAAGUCUCUGGUAGCAGCUAAUACACUUUUCCAUUUCCUAAAAUUAUUUUACUAAGUUUAACAUCACUAUCAGGACAUUUUAGGUUUCAUAUUGCUUUCUACUUUAAUUUGAUGUAUGUAUGUAUAUGAAACGGCAUUUGCGAUAUCUGCGCUUUCAUUUUUCUUUCUCAAGAGGAGCUGCUACUAGGCCUUUGCCUUGACCACAUGCAGUGUUGUGGUGUAGAUUUGAGCUGUACUCUCUGACCUGCUGAAGCACGGUACUGUCAGCCAUGUGCUGCCAUACCCUUAAUGUACAGAGCACUGUUACAACAUCCUGUAUCCUCCCUAAAAAAAAAAAAAAACAACUGUUGUAUUUCCCUCCUUAUAUGUAAGUAUUAAAGAAAAUACAAUGCA